GAGGUCGAUUGGGAGGAGUUUAGCGCUUGGUGCCUCGAAAAAGAGCGCUUGCUGCGUCAGGUUUUUGAUGCCAUCGACCACGAACAGGAUGGUGACCUUCAAGCCAGUGAAAUCCGGGCCGCUCUCAUGCAGCUCAACAUGGAUGCAAGUGAGGAUAUGGUGGAGCGCAUGCUUGGCAUCCUCGACCAGGACCGCAAUGGCUCCAUCAGCUGGCACGAGUGGCGCCAUGAAAUGAUGCUGGCACCGACUGCUCACGUUCAAGACGUGUUUCGGUACUGGGCCUUGAUCGCCGGCCAUGAUCUGUACGAAAGUGGCGAGGACCAGGUGCCUACCCUUCCCCGGUGGUGGCGUACUCUUAUAGCUGGCGGCAUUGCGGGUGCGGUGUCACGCACAUGCACGGCGCCUCUGGACCGGCUCAAGCUUUUGAUGCAUGUAACGGCUGGAGACAAACAAUUCGGCCUGAUCCAAGGCUUCAAGUAUAUGCUGAAAGAGGGUGGUGUCAAGUCCAUGUGGCGCGGCAAUGGUGUCAAUGUCUUGAAAAUCACCCCCGAGUCGGCGAUCAAAUUCUUCGCUUGGGAGCAAGCAAAGGCAGCCAUUUACUCGAGUGAUGAUCCGCGCGAGGUGGAUCCGGUUGAGCGCGUCAUGGCGGGCUCUAUCGCGGGCGUCAUCGCCCAGGUUUCAAUUUUCCCGUUUGAAGUGGUCAAAACGCGGCUCGCUACUGCCAAAACGGGGCAGUACGGCGGUAUUGCUAAUUGUUUGCAUCGGCUGUACCUUGAGGGUGGCAUUCCGCGAUUCUAUCGUGGCCUCCAGCCCGCCAUCAUUGGCAUGAUACCGUACGCCGGCAUUGACUUGGCCGUUUACGAGACCUUAAAAUCAGUGUAUGAAGCUCGCUAUGAACGGUCGACCUUGGCCAUUCUCGGCUUUGGUCUGGUCAGCAGCUGUUGUGGCCAGCUCGCCAGCUACCCGCUCGCUUUGGUUCGCACGCGACUUCAGGCGGAUCCCCAAAACAAUAACAACAUGGUGCAGGAGCUGCGCGAUGUGCUGCAGAAGGGCGGUCCGCGCGCGCUGUAUCGUGGCAUCGGUGCCAACUUUCUGAAAGCCGGCCCAGCCGUUAGCAUUAGGUAUGGCCAUCGCCUUGCUGACGCCCCCAAUCCUCUUGUUUGUUUGCGCCCCCGCAAAUUCAAAUUCAAAGUCUUGGGACACUCACAUUAUCUCGUCUCCUCUUGA
Messenger RNA from Monosiga brevicollis MX1, 1227 nucleotides. RefSeq lists its product as uncharacterized. The record is from RefSeq and is a predicted model, not a curated record. The annotation marks the transcript as partial. Gene Ontology annotation, biological process: transmembrane transport. Lineage: Eukaryota; Choanoflagellata; Craspedida; Salpingoecidae. Gene Ontology annotation, molecular function: ATP transmembrane transporter activity; calcium ion binding. The transcript is spliced from 8 exons.